Messenger RNA from Camelina sativa (false flax), 674 nucleotides. The record is from RefSeq and is a predicted model, not a curated record. NCBI's taxonomy places the organism in Eukaryota, Viridiplantae, Streptophyta, Magnoliopsida, Brassicales, Brassicaceae.
GAGUAAAGGUUGAUUUCGUGAAGCCGAUGAAAGGUAAAGAGAGUAAACGGAAUCAUCGCAAAAGCUUGGCCUGGGACACUGCUUUUUUCACCAACCAUGGAGUGUUAGAUCCUGAAGAAUUGUUUGGGAGCUUAAAGAUCGACGAGAAUGGAGUAAAUCAUACGCACCCUGUCAACACACUUCUUCCUACGGAAACUAAUGCUCGUCCAAGUUUUGCUUGGGACAACGCUUUUUUUACCGAUCCAGGUGUUCUUGAUGCUGAGGAGUUGUCUCUUGUGAACAAUGGUUUCACCAGUAACACACAGCUUCGUAAGUCUGCUGAUGAUUCGAUGACGACAAUAACUCAAGGAAGCAGAUUCUCUGUGUCGAGCAUUGAGUCUGAUCUGUUUCACGAUUUGAGAGCCUCUUUACGUAAUUCAUCGAAUGUGAAGCAGCCUGUAACUCGAGAGAGCCAACGUAAGUUACCAGAUAGUAAAAAGAGGACUAAAGGGUACAACAAACAAAAAGAUCAACCUUUGAGGAAGGGAAAACACAAGAAUCAUGGGUUUGAAGAACAAUCUGGAUCAAAAUCUAACGUAAGGAUAAGGUCAUCGUAUUCAAAUUACGCAGUCAAGGAUUUGACAACGAUAUCAUCCUCUGGUCUGAGGUUACCACUUCNGAUACAAAUGUUUUGA